UACAACGUGUCCUGUUGGCCUAUGCCAGAUGGAACAUGUCUGUUGGAUACUGUCAAGGACUGGAAGUCAUGGAUGGGAAUGAAGGUGAUGCACUAAAAAUAAUGAUCUAUCUCAUAGACAAAGUGCUUCCAGAUAGUUACUUUGUUAAUAAUCUGCGAGCUUUAUCUGUGGAUAUGGCUGUGUUUCGGGACCUUUUGAGAAUGAAACUGCCUGAACUAUCCCAGCAUCUUGAUGUACUCCAGAGAACCGCUAACAGGGAGAGUGGAGGAGGUUAUGAGCCGCCUCUCACAAACGUCUUUACAAUGCAGUGGUUCUUGACUUUGUUUGCGACCUGCCUUCCCAAUCACACGGUUCUGAAGAUCUGGGAUUCCGUGUUCUUUGAAGGUUCAGAGAUCAUCCUUAGGGUCGCAUUCAGUGUUAAACAAUUUGCCAGGAUUUUUAUCUAACCAUAGUGUUUACUGGCAAAUAUUAGAAAGUGUGCAUCACAAAUCUAAAUUCAGACAGAGUACCUACAUUUAUGGCUUGUUCUUGAAUAGCUUUUAGUUAAAAAAAAAUAUAUAUAAUUAAUACAUGAGUUUAAAAGAUGCUAUGCGACCAUGCUAAUUUGAGAUAUGUUGAAAUGUAAUGAACACGUAGACAAGGAAAUAUGGUCUGCACACCUAAGAGAUUUAAGUGGCACUAUAUAU
This is a messenger RNA of Spea bombifrons (plains spadefoot toad), 686 nucleotides long. Its product is annotated as TBC1 domain family member 30-like. The transcript is spliced from 3 exons. The coding region runs from base 36 to 446 and encodes 136 amino acids. Gene Ontology annotation, cellular component: endoplasmic reticulum. NCBI's taxonomy places the organism in Eukaryota, Metazoa, Chordata, Amphibia, Anura, Pelobatidae. The record is from RefSeq and is a predicted model, not a curated record.